Molecule: messenger RNA, 1301 nt
Organism: Sander lucioperca (pikeperch)
Lineage: Eukaryota; Metazoa; Chordata; Actinopteri; Perciformes; Percidae
Product: pro-opiomelanocortin-like
Exons: 3
Coding region: 235-975 (246 amino acids)
Biological process (GO): neuropeptide signaling pathway
Cellular component (GO): extracellular region
Molecular function (GO): neuropeptide hormone activity
Source: RefSeq, a predicted model, not a curated record
CCUCAAUCACACCCUGAGGCCUUGAGAGUCCGAGCUCUACACUUCAUGAGUCUAUAAAAAGAGCUUUCCUCUUCUGAGGAAGCAACAGCAGACUCUCUCCUACUGAGCAUUUCAUUGCAGAGCAGAGAGAAAGCAGAAGAGGAGGAGAGGGAUCGCCACUCUGGAAGAUCUGUGGACAAACGGAGGGAGAAAAGCAAGAAGAGAGGAAAAGAACGCUUUUGGAAAAGGCUGAAGAUGGUGUGUCAAUGGUGGUUGCUAGUGGUGGUGAUGGUGUAUGUGUGCCACCCCGGGUUUGGGUCGGUGUGCUGGGAAAGCUCCAUCUGCAAUGACCUGCGCAACAAGGGAAGCAUACUGGACUGCAUUCAGCUGUGCAUGUCUGUGAUCCAGACGAAACUCCCACAGUUCAGUGCAUUAGCCCAGAAGGUGAACAAUGAUGAUGAUGAUGAUGAUGAUGAUGAUGAUGAUGAUGAUGAUGAUGACGACCUAAUACUAAGCAUCAUUCUGGCCACCCUGGUGUCUGAAAACAAGAUAUCAGAGACAGAUCUGAAAGCCCACAGUGACGAGCGACGCUCCUAUUCAAUGGAGCAUUUCCGCUGGGGCAAACCUUCAGGCCGUAAACGCCGGCCUGUGAAGGUUUUUGCCUCCUCUCUGGAGGGAGGAGGCUCGUCUGAGGGCAGUUUCCUCCCUCAGGCUCGCAGGCAGCUGAACAGCUAUGAGGAUGAAGUGAAGCUGAAUGGAAAAAGUCAAAACCAGGCAGUGCCAAGGGCAAGGGUCAGCUCUCUGUCACAUGUCCCGUUGAGCUCGCACGAGAGAAAAGACGGAACCUAUCGGAUGAGUCACUUCAGAUGGGGGAGCCCACCUGCCUCUAAACGUAAUGGCAGCUUUAUGAAACCGUGGGAGAAGAAACCUCAGGGGCAGCUGGCUAAGCUCUUCAGGAACAAUAUAGUCAAGAAUGUGCAGAAGAUAGUGGGCUGAAUGGAGGAGUAAUUGAAAGAAUCUAAAAGCCAUUGCAUGUUAGUAGGUACCCAAAGGACUUGUCACUAUCAUUAGCAUGUUGUUGAGUGUCUUUUCUGAACUAAAGGUUAUAUCUCAUUAAAACCUUAACUAUGUAAACAAUUAUUUUAUGUAAACAAUAAUGCACCUACAGACUGCCUUGACCUUCUUGGUCUGAAUUGAAAGCUUUCUUAGGAGUGUUUUUUUUUCUUGUGCGCAGCAUCAUUAUUGAUAGGCUAUAGGCUAUAUGUUUUGAAAAAACAGAGAAUAAAAUUCCAGUGCAAGAGGUGGGUGUGAAUGAAAGUGUU